This is a messenger RNA of Chanos chanos (milkfish), 1392 nucleotides long. Its product is annotated as tripartite motif-containing protein 35-like. The record is from RefSeq and is a predicted model, not a curated record. Lineage: Eukaryota; Metazoa; Chordata; Actinopteri; Gonorynchiformes; Chanidae. The transcript has 7 exons. Bases 1 to 1392 code for a protein of 463 amino acids. Gene Ontology annotation, molecular function: protein binding; zinc ion binding.
AUGGCUUCUCAGUCAUCAGAAGAGGAUUUCUCCUGUCCUGUGUGUUAUGACGUCUUCAAGGAUCCUGUUGUCCUGUCGUGUAGUCACAGUGUGUGUAAAGUCUGUCUGCAGAAGUUCUGGGCAGCCAGGCGUUUGAAAGAAUGUCCAAUCUGUCGGACACAGUCCCCCACAUCCGAGCCUCCUCGUAACCUAGUGUUAAAGAACCUGUGUGAGGCUUUUUUACAAGGAAAAAUACAGGGAACUUCGUCAGGGUCUGAGGAGUUCUGCAGUCUGCACAGUGAGAAACUCAAACACUUCUGUCUGGAUGAUAAACAGCCUGUGUGUUUGGUGUGUCGGGAUUCAGAAAAACACACAAACCACAAAUUUCGUCCGGUAGACGAAGCUGCUCAUGAUAGCAGGGAGGAACUGAAGACUGCACUGAAGCCCUUACAGGAGAAACUGAAGAUUUUUAAAAAGGCCAAACUGACCUGUGACAAAACAGCAGAACACAUAAAGACUCAGACCAAAAACACUGAGAGGCAGAUCAAGGAGGAGUUUGAGAAACUUCAUCAGUUUCUGAGAGAUGAAGAGAUAGUCAGGAUAAUUGCACUGAGAGAGGAAGAGGAGCAGAAGAGCCGAAUGAUGAAGGAGAAGAUUGAGGAGACGAGUAGAGGGAUUUCCUCUCUCUCAGACACAAUCAGAGUCAUAGAAGAGAAGAUCAAAGCUAAAGACAUCACAUUUCUGAAAAGCUUUGAGGCCACAAAGAAAAGAGCCCAGUGCACACUGCAGGAUCCAGAGAUGCUUUCAGGAGCACUGAUUAAUGUGGCAAAGCACCUGGGCAACCUAAAGUUCAGAGUGUGGGAGAGGAUGCAGGACAUUGUUCAAUACACUCCUGUGAUUCUGGACCCCAACACUGCAGCACCAUGGCUCAUCCUGUCUGAGGAUCUGACCAGUGUGACAGACAGUGAUGAGAAACAGCAGAUUCCUUGUAAUCCACAGAGAUUUGAUGAAUAUGCAUGUGUGCUGGGCUCUGAGGGCAUUAACUCAGGGACACACUGCUGGGAUGUUGAUGUUGGGGACAGCACAAACUGGGAAUUGGGUGUGACCACAGAGUCAAACCGGAGGAAGGGAUACACAUUCUUUAACACUGGUGUCUGGUGUGUUCAGUUACGUGAUGGUAAUUACAGGUCAUGGGCCCCAGGAGAGUCAUCUACUCCACUGACAGUGAAUAAUAAACUCCAGAGGAUCAGAGUGGAACUGGACUGGGACAGAGGAAAACUCUCAUUCUCUGAUCCUCUAAAUAACACAAACCUUCACACCUUCACACACACUUUUACUGAGAGAAUGUUUCCAUUCCUCUAUAAUCACUGUAAACUGUCUCCUCUGAUGAUCCUACCAGUGAAGUAUAACUGA